AUGGGGUUGUUAGCCCACGGCCAGCUGCUAACAACUCAGUAUAAAACUUUGCCAUUUACUCCCAAACAACAGGAACUAACUCGUGUCAAUAAAUUUGGAAAGGACGUUGCCAUGAAGUCUUUAAGUGUGUUGUUACUGGCCUCAGCAUUUCUACUGACUUCUCAUCUUUAUGGUGUUGAAGGAUUAAUGGUCAAUGUUGUAGUACCUCAAGGAACAGAGUCAGUCAAUGGAUCUAGUGUGGCAAUGGGAUGUACUAGUCCACUAGUAGACAGUGGUGGUGUGAUGGUGUGUGAGUCACUAAGCUAUCUGAUUGAUGGUUGCUCUCCUGAUAUUGACACAAGUACCUCGGACUGGGCAUCUCAGCUAGUGACAGUGAGGAGCAGUGAGGGAACUUCUGAUCUCCCUUUCCCUCAUGUUCUGCUGACAUUUGGCUUUGACACAGCUGUGUCUCUGACUGGAAUUGAGAUGGACUUGUUCAACUGUCCUGACUGGAACAUUGGUAUUCCCCCUAUCACAGUGUAUCUCGAUCCAGAUUACAACUUAGCAGCUACCACCAACAUAUUAUUUAGCCUUCCAUUUGCGUCUGCUGGUGACAAUUCCCUCCAGUCAUCUUGUGAUUCCCUUUCAACUGUUACCAUUUCCGGAGGCUCAUUCGAUGGAUCCUAUCACACAGUCUAUAUUCUAGUGGACCUAUCUUUCUCAUCCAUACAGUGGGUUCAUGUGGGAGAGGUCAGGUUCAUUGGUGAACAACUUCCAGUUAUUGCGGAAACAACUAGUAUCCCUACUACCUCUCUCCCCAGUCCUACCUCUGUCUACACCACCAUCUCCACACCGACUAUCUCAUCCAUUGACAUAAUAAGAAAGACCUCUAGCCUGACACUCGAUCUGUCAUCUUCUACAGCCUCGCUCCUUCCCUCACCUACUGUCUCUCUUUCCACUGAAACUGCUUUUCCCGUCACCACUUCUGCCAUGCCAUCUCCUGCUAUAGCUUUCACCAACAGCUCAAUAAUAGAACUUGCCCCUUCUCGGAGUCUCUCUAGGCCUACAAUCCCACCAAGUGUGGCCUCCACAGCAAAGAGUACACCUGCCUCUAAAGGAGUUGCUGCCACCCAUUAUAUCCCUACACUCUCAUCCGCAACAGCAAAAGAGACAAUAAUAGCGUCAAUUCCUUCCCCCAGACAAUCAAAGACUGCUGUUGGAGUUUAUCUCCCCACAUCCACAAGUCUCGUUGCUUCAACCUCAAUGCCUGUGCCGCCUCCUGGGAAGGAUCAGGACAUAGUACUGUCUUUAGCCACUGCGUCGGUCAUUUUGUCGCUGCUGAUUAUCACACUGAUAAUCACCUUAGUUGUUUUAGUGCUCUACAAGAAGGGCCUCAAGAGAGACUCGUACAAUGGCGAUUCUUACAUAGCGAUUGGACCCCUUGCCCCAGCUCUCAUAGAUGUCCCUGAAGAAGAAGAAGAGUUAGGGGUGCACAAGGUUACUGUGCCAACGGACCGUGAAAACGGUAACAUUUACGAAGUUGCGAAAUGA
This is a messenger RNA of Geodia barretti, 1530 nucleotides long. Lineage: Eukaryota; Metazoa; Porifera; Demospongiae; Tetractinellida; Geodiidae. The record is from the annotation of a GenBank genome assembly.